Gossypium raimondii (Peruvian cotton) is the source of this 1786-nucleotide messenger RNA. RefSeq names its product pentatricopeptide repeat-containing protein At4g21065. Bases 93 to 1769 code for a protein of 558 amino acids. Gene Ontology annotation, biological process: RNA modification. The transcript has a single exon. Gene Ontology annotation, molecular function: protein binding; RNA binding; zinc ion binding. Lineage: Eukaryota; Viridiplantae; Streptophyta; Magnoliopsida; Malvales; Malvaceae. The record is from RefSeq and is a predicted model, not a curated record.
UCAACCCUUCAACAAUGAAGACGAACUAGCCAAAAAUGGGGAAAAUGGAACUAAAAACAGAGACCCAAUGAUGCUUAUACAUCAAUCCAUCUAUGAAUAAUGUAUACAAGCUCCACGUUCGCCUCAUCAAAACUGGCCUCCAAAACGACCCCGUUUCCCUUCGUCGCCUCCUACUAUCUUUCGCCGCCGCCGCCCCCGCAUCCUUACCUCAUGCCCACUCUGUUUUCGCUCGCGUUCCUUUCCCUGAUACCUUCGCUUAUAACACCCUCAUCAGAGCCCAUGCUCACUCCUCUCCUUCUCACUCCGUUUCGCUCUUCUCCGCCAUGCGCCGUGAUGGCGUAUCUCCGGACAACUUCACUUUCCCUUUCGUACUCAAAGCGUGCGCCCGUCUCCACAUAGGUCACGAUGCUCACGCGCUUAUAAUCAAACUGGGUUUGGGUUCAGAUAUUUAUGUACAAAAUGGGUUGAUUAGUUUAUACGGUUCGCUUGGGUCAGUGGCUGGUGCAUUCGACGUGUUCGAUGAAAUGCCGGAAAGAGACUUGGUUUCUUGGUCCAGUAUGAUAUCUUGUUUUGCAAAUAAUAAUUUUGGAUACGAAGCUUUGGGUUUGUUUCAAUAUAUGCAAUUGGUGGGAAAUCUUAAGCCGGAUGAAGUUACCAUGCUUAGUGUAAUAUCUGCAGUUUCAAGCUUAGGGGCUUUAGAAUUAGGUAAAUGGGUUGAUGCUUACAUUUCAAGAACUGGGUUGAAGCGCACUGUGUCAUUAGGGACUGCGUUGAUUGAUAUGUAUUCUCGAUGCGGCUCUGUCGACGAUUCCAUAAAAAUUUUCAAUGCCAUACCGGUGAAAAAUGUAUUGACUUGGACGGUACUAAUCAAUGGACUGGCUGUUCAUGGCCGUAGUGAAGAAGCCUUGAAAGUGUUCCAUGAGAUGAAAAACGCUGGUUUGAAGCCCGAUCAUAUUACCUUUAACGGUGUUUUAGUGGCUUGUAGUCACGGUGGACUCGUCGACGAUGGGUGGAGAGUUUUUGAGAGUAUAAAAUCAGAUUACGGGAUGGAACCUACGGUGGAACAUUAUGGUUGUAUUGUUGAUUUACUUGGCCGUGCAGGGUUGCUUAAUAAAGCUUUUGAGUUUGUUGAUACAAUGCCUAUUAAGCCAAAUGCAGUCAUAUGGAGGACUUUGCUUGGAGCUUGUGUGAAACACAAUGACCUCAAGUUGUCCGAGAAAGCAAAGGUGAAGAUUCAUGAGCUCGACCCUAAUCACGACGGUGAUUAUGUGCUUUUGUCGAACGUGUACGGUCAAGUUGGUAAAUGGGACGAGAAAGCAAACGUGAGAAACUCGAUGAGGGAAAAGAAAGUCGGGAAGAAACCCGGGUAUAGUUUCCUUAACGAAGGGGAUAUGCUUCAUGAGUUUGUUUCUGGAGACGAUUUCCAUCCUAAAUCCAAUGAAAUCAAACGAUUCUUGGUUUCGAUAAUCGAUGACCUUAGACUCGAUGGCUACACUUUCUUUACUUGCAAUGCAUUACACGAUGUUGAAGACGAGGAGAAAGAGCAAAGCCUUAGUUUUCACAGCGAAAAACUGGCUGUUGCUUUCGCUCUUCUUAGGUUCAAGGAUAGGAGGACCAUUAGGGUUAUAAAGAAUCUUCGGAUUUGUUAUGAUUGCCAUUGUUUCAUGAAACAUGUUUCCAAUAAGUUCGACCGGGAAAUUGUUGUCCGAGACCGGAACCGAUUCCAUCAUUUUAGCAAGGGAUCUUGUUCUUGCAAGGAUUACUGGUAAUAAACAUUCCUUUCUGA